Penicillium subrubescens is the source of this 1563-nucleotide messenger RNA. RefSeq names its product Calcium-transporting ATPase 2. Lineage: Eukaryota; Fungi; Ascomycota; Eurotiomycetes; Eurotiales; Aspergillaceae. The transcript has 4 exons. The coding region runs from base 1 to 1563 and encodes 520 amino acids. Gene Ontology annotation, biological process: intracellular calcium ion homeostasis. The record is from RefSeq and is a predicted model, not a curated record. Gene Ontology annotation, cellular component: intracellular membrane-bounded organelle. Gene Ontology annotation, molecular function: P-type calcium transporter activity.
AUGGCCUCCUCACAGCAUAACACGUCCCAGGAAAAGGGCAUCUUCUUGAGCCCUCUCCAAGUUCCAGAUUCUUCCGGAAGAGAGCGAUCUCUCUCCGCCUCAUCAGCAGGCGCAUCAUCCUCUUGGUCUGGCCCUACAGAUUUCAACCACAGCCCAACAUCACCAACUUCAUCUCUCUCCCCAGAUAUGGCAGGGAACCCAGAUCCCUCCCGCCUGAUGGUCCAUCAAUCCUCACAUCGCCCCUCUUCAUCCAUCGAUGGCGAUACGCUUCGUCCACGCUCAGACUCAUACGCCUCGACAGCAGUCAUGCGUUCCAGAGCUAACUCCGUUGAUCCCACUCAAGCUGGUAAGGCCUUUGAUGACGUGCCGUUGUCAGAAGCCCUCAAGCCGGAUCCUCGCGACGAGGUCGAUUUCCAUGUUGAUGAUAACCGGUUCGCGUUCUCGCCCGGCCAACUGAAUAAGAUGCAGAACCCCAAGUCUCUCGCUGCCUUUUAUGCCCUGGGUGGCUUACAGGGUCUGGAGCGGGGUCUACGAACUGAUCUCAAUGCGGGCUUGUCUGUUGAUGAGGGCCGGCUGGAAGGUACUGUUGAUUUCCAGCAGGUUACGCCUCCAUUGUACGAGAAGUGUCCUUCCAUCAGCAAGCCCACUGUGGAAACUCCAGUGGUACCAGUGUCGUCUGGGGAGGGCUCGCCGUUUGAGGAUCGUGUUCGCGUGUUCAGUGAGAACAGGCUGCCCGCACGAAAGUCUACGGGGUUCUUGAAGCUUCUGUGGAUUGCCUACAAUGACAAGAUCAUUAUCCUGCUGACCAUCGCUGCCAUCGUCUCACUGUCUUUGGGCAUCUACGAGACGGUAGAUGGAGGGACGGGAGUUGAUUGGGUUGAAGGCGUGGCCAUCUGCGUGGCCAUUCUCAUUGUUACUGUUGUUACCGCAGCCAAUGACUGGCAGAAGGAAAGACAGUUCGCCAAGCUAAACAAGAGGAACAAUGACCGUGAAGUAAAAGUCAUUCGAUCAGGCAAAUCCACCAUGAUAUCCAUUUAUGACAUCAAGGUUGGCGACGUCCUACACCUUGAACCUGGUGAUUCCAUCCCUGCAGAUGGAGUCUUGAUCUCAGGCCACGGUGUGAAAUGUGAUGAAUCCUCUGCUACCGGCGAGUCGGACCAGAUGAAGAAGACCGACGGCCAUGAAGUCUGGCAGCAGAUCGUCGAAGGUCACGCGACCCGGAAACUGGAUCCAUUCUUGAUCUCUGGAAGCAAGGUCCUCGAAGGCGUGGGCACUUAUCUAGUCACCAGUGUCGGGCCGUACUCUUCGUAUGGUCGAAUCAUGAUGUCUCUUCAGACCUCCAAUGAUCCUACUCCCCUUCAAGUGAAGCUGGGUCGUCUGGCGAAUUGGAUUGGGUACUUGGGCUCAGCUGCCGCAAUCAUCCUGUUCUUUGUCCUACUGUUCCGAUUUAUUGCCGACCUUCCAAAUCACCCCAAUGUCAGCCCUGCAGAGAAGGGCAAGGAAUUUGUGGAUAUCUUGAUCGUCGCCGUGACUGUUAUUGUGGUCGCAAUCCCAGGCAAGUAG